Amaranthus tricolor (Joseph's coat) is the source of this 615-nucleotide messenger RNA. RefSeq lists its product as uncharacterized. The transcript has 2 exons. NCBI's taxonomy places the organism in Eukaryota, Viridiplantae, Streptophyta, Magnoliopsida, Caryophyllales, Amaranthaceae. The record is from RefSeq and is a predicted model, not a curated record. Bases 1 to 615 code for a protein of 204 amino acids.
AUGGCAGAGAUUACAAAAAAACUAUUCAACAUAUUAGACUUAACUGGACAAAAAUUCUUAGAACGGAAAAAAGAUGCCAUCAUGAACUUAGAAGCUCAAGGACUUGAACAUACUGUAUUGGAAGUAAAAGAAAAGGAUUCAAUAGAUGGAAUUCAAGCUACCAAAAUAAAGGUAGCUACAAAUCAAGAAAAGGCCAAAGCCUUAAUCCUCUUGAGGCAUCAUAUUCAUAAUUGCCUUAAAUCUGAAUACUUAUUCAUAAAAGAUCCCAAAACAUUUGAGUACAAUUCAACAUUACUCCGAAUUGCAUCAAUGUUGAAAUGCUGUGAGCACCCGGUGACUGAUGCAGAAAUGAUUGAACUCACAUUAUCUACUUUUCAUCCAUCAAAUAUUAUUCUGCAACAACAAUAUAGGGAAAGAAAUUUCAAAAGAUAUUCAGAUCUGAGUGUAGUAUUCUCACUAGCUGAACAACAUAAUGAUCUUUUCUGGAAAAAUCAUAAUAUAAGACCUGUUGGAUCUCAAACUAUCCGUGAGACACACUCUACUAAAACACAUGUGCCUAAAGCACAUGCUCUUGAACAUAAAGGCCGUGGAAAUUAUAAUAACGGUGGUAGAUGA